UUUUUCCACUUCCACAGUUGACACGUACUUGUGACUAUAUUGGGACUUGUUGAUCUGUGUCUGCGUGGCUCCUGGUGUAGCUGCUUCUUUCACAUUAUAUGAUUGCUUCCACUGUGUUUUUUUCAACGAGGAGCAAAACAUUCAGGACUUAAUUUUAAAUGUGUCUUUUACACUAAAAACACUCAUCCUCGGUCCCAUUUCUGAGAAUCCCUGACCAAAAAUGUCAACCCGGACUCAAGGAAUAGGAGUCAUUGAAAAUUCUUCUGGCCAGCCCUCCUCCGAUUCCAAAGCGGGAGGACGUUCCAGCAUGGCACGGCCACGCAUCUCAAUCAGCACAACUACAGAUGAGCAGCCUCACAUUGGAAACUACCGUCUGCUCAAAACCAUCGGCAAAGGAAACUUCGCUAAAGUUAAACUGGCCAGGCAUGUCCUCACUGGAAAGGAGGUGGCAGUGAAAAUCAUAGACAAGACACAGCUCAACUCUACCAGUCUUCAAAAACUCUUCAGAGAAGUGCGAAUCAUGAAGCUCUUAAAUCAUCCAAACAUAGUGAAGUUAUUCGAGGUGAUUGAAACAGAGAAGACACUGUAUUUGGUUAUGGAGUAUGCCAGUGGAGGAGAGGUUUUUGAUUACCUCGUUGCCCAUGGGAGGAUGAAAGAAAAGGAGGCACGAGCCAAAUUCAGACAGAUUGUUUCCGCAGUGCAGUACUGUCACCAGAAGUGCAUCGUACACAGGGACCUGAAGGCUGAGAACCUGUUGCUAGAUGCGGACAUGAAUAUUAAAAUAGCAGACUUUGGAUUUAGCAACGAGUUCACCUUGGGCAAUAAGCUGGACACGUUCUGCGGCAGUCCCCCAUACGCCGCCCCCGAGCUCUUUCAGGGCAAGAAAUACGAUGGUCCUGAGGUGGAUGUGUGGAGCCUGGGGGUUAUCCUGUACACGCUGGUCAGCGGCUCGCUACCUUUUGAUGGCCAAAAUCUGAAAGAGCUUCGAGAGCGUGUAUUGAGAGGAAAGUACAGGAUUCCCUUCUACAUGUCUACAGACUGCGAGAACCUACUGAAGAAAUUCCUCAUCCUCAACCCCACCAAAAGAGUCAGUUUGGAGCAGAUCAUGAAGGAUCGCUGGAUGAAUGUGGGUCAUGAGGAGGAGGAAUUAAAACCCUACAUUGAGCCCCAGCCUUACUACAAAGACCCCAAAAGAACAGAUAUUAUGCUUAAGAUGGGUUACUCACAAGAGGAAAUCCAGGAUUCGCUAAUCAACCAAAAAUACGAUGACAUUAUGGCAACCUACCUGCUGCUGGACUACAGGAACUCUGAGCUCGACGAGGGGGGCAACAUAGUGAUAAAACCACGUCCAGGAAGUGACCUUGCAAACAGUAACGCGCCUUCUCCACCUCACAAGGUACAGCGCAGCGUGUCAUCCACUCAGAAACCACGAAGACCCACAGACCAGAUUUCCUACUCUAAACGGCCUCAGGGGGAUAACAACCACAGUACUGAAGAUUCAGGAAGGAAGGGAUCCAGCGGUUCCACCAAAGUGCCGCCUAGCCCAGUCGUCCCAGGAGACAGCAAAAAGAGCUCCACGCCAUCCACUAACAGUAUCCUGUCCACGGGUACAAGCCGCAGCAGAAACUCUCCACUCACCGAGAGAUCCCUGCUGGCAGUGCAGAAUGGCAAAGACAGCCUGAAUACACCAGGGUCCCGCGCCUCCACGGCCUCCGCCGCCGCCGUGCUCUCAUCCUCUGCUACCUCUGCACGCAUCCGUCAUCACAAGUCCAUGUCCUCCUCAGCCCACCCAUGCCCCGCUGACCUGCACGCACACCAGCCCAGUGCUACUCCUCAAAGAGCACCAGGUGCCUCGCCAUCAGCCCACAACAUUAGCAGCGUCACAGGACCAGAGCGCACCAACUUCCCAAGAGGAGUGCCUGCUCGAAACACCUUUCAUCUUGGUCAGCAAAGAGGGGCACGGGAUCAACAGGGCUCACCGUUCCAUGCUACUCCCGCCUCGCCCUCACUCUCCCACGGGACCAGCCAGCAGCGUCGGCCUCCCACUACAGGCAUCUUCAGCAAGUUCACCUCCAAGUUUGUGCGCAGGAGUCCGUAUGAGGGAGAAAGUCGAGAAGAGGUCAACAGAUCUAUGCUGAGCAGUGCUGAAAAGGCAGAGAAGACCAGCACAGGAGGUGGAAAUCUGGGCUCAGGAGGUGGAGACGAAAACAAAGACACACUUUCUUCUUCCUCCCCAAGAGAUGGUACUCCACCCCCAUCGGGCAAGGACAACACCAAGCCACGCUCACUGCGCUUUACCUGGAGCAUGAAGACCACCUCAUCCAUGGAACCUGGUGAGAUGAUGAAGGAGAUCCGUAAGGUGCUGGACGCCAACAGCUGUGAGUACGAAGUGCGUGAGUGCUACAUGCUGCUCUGUAUGGCUGGAAACCCGGCUCGGGAAGACUUCGUCCAGUGGGAAAUGGAGGUGUGCAAGCUACCCCGACUGUCCCUGAAUGGAGUGCGCUUCAAGAGGAUCUCGGGCACUUCCAUUGCCUUCAAGAACAUCGCCUCAAAAAUCGCCAACGAGCUCAAACUAUGAGCAGGAAAAAAAUGUUAGAGAAAGGUGAAGAAUAGAGAUCUUAAUUUAGAUUUAAACGAUGGUAACCACUGAGACAAGUCCUGUGAGGAAAUAAGAAGCAGUUUAGACGUUAGGAGGAGCUGUGCAGAGAUGCACCAGGUUGACAUCAUGAGUUUAAGAUAGGAGAGGAAGUGCUGUAGAUGUUGUUGGUUUCAGGAUCACUAGCAUUUACUCUCAUUUAUCAGUCCAGAAUGAAGUGACAUGAAACAGACUUUCAAAGUAACUGUUUGCUUGGUGAGAAGAUUCAGACUGGAUGAUGUUCUGUGAGCUCAUUUAGAUGUCUAACUCCUCCAUCAUACCAAUUGGUAAACUGGACAGUUCAAGGCUGACUGCAGAAGCUUUUCUUUGUUUCGCUGUGUGGAUUAGCACAAAAGUUCUCCCACGAACACAAUCUCACUUGAUGUUUCUUCCUUUAGUUCUCUUAACAGGGUUUAAUCCUCUUAACAGGGUUUAAUCCUGUCAGAACCAACACUUGAAUACUGUUCAAUGGAUUGUGCGUUACGGUUCGGAUAAUUUAGUUCUUCAUUUGCUGGGUCGUGAUUUGUUGCACUGGAAUGGGUGUAUUUCUGUUGUCAUUUUUCCCCUUUCUAAUGAAAAAUCAAAUGUUUUGAUGUGUAUUAUUAAUGGUUAUGGAUUAAUGUUGUAUGUAGGACUCUUUUUAUUUGUUUGUGGGAAUUCUGUCAUGCCUUGCUAUCGUGAAUGCCACAUAUAAACUGACUUCAACAGAUCUUCACUGCUUGUAUGUAAAACAAUCACUGGAAAAGACAUGACUACACCUCUUGCAUCUGUACAGCUCUGGCAUUAUGGAACUAACACCCUGUGAGUUCUACUUCCAAAUCUGAAACCCCAUGGCUCUAAUGACAAGUCUGGUAGCAAAGACGAGCUCCAACAUCACUGAGCAUUAGUUUUACGAUGCUAUUCCCUUCAGCCUUCUUGUCUAUUGCUGUGUUCAAAAUGGCAUCUGGCUGUACUGUCCAAGUAGUGACCACAUACUGCGUUAGUCCUGUAUAGUAUUCAGUAUGUAAAAUGGGAAUGGGAAUAAUGGGAAAGCUUCAUUUCUAUGUCCCAGAUUGCCAGGGUAAAGACACGUUGAGUGUCUGCUCUUGCAUAAAUUGUAGCAUUGCCUGUCUACAAGAAACAACAUUAGAAACAGUGGUAGUGGUUCAUAUUCAGGACGAAUUGUCAUUCAGAUUGGAAAAUGACUUUCUGCUAUUUCAAAUUUUACCAUUCUUAGAGUAAGCAAUGAAUAAAAAUAAUGGGACUGUUAUAAAUGGGUUGCAGACAUGACCAAAGAAAAUACAGUAAUAAAUAAAUAAAUAAAUAAUAAAUGAAUAAUAUGAUGUAGCCAGAGAUGUAGUUGAUAAAUGUAUUAACCUAAUUAAACAAUAACAGACAAAUAUCUAAUGUUAAGGCUUUAUUUAGCAGUGUUUCAAUAAGAGAUUACCAAAUAUAGACUGAUUAUUGGCUGACUUACCUUUGUCCUCAAAAAUGUUUACUUAAAUUUAUUGUUUUCCCCUUAAAAAUACACUUCUUAAUUUUCUUUCAAAUUACAUAUAGCCUACUACUGUGCUGAGCCAUAACUGGUUUUGGUAAACCGUUUGACCUAUAGUAAAUCCUGCUCUAAGGCAAUCCUAAUCAAUCUCAUCCACAAAGAGCAAGUGUGGCUUCAGAUGUUCGUGCCAUCCAGGCCAGGCCUACACUUAAUGCAAGUGAUUAAUCAGCUACAACUUUAGGUUUAGCAUAUGCUGGAUGAUAUGCUCUAUAUAAAUUGAGUGGAAGCCAUGUCUACAUGGCACAACUGGGACAUGCACCUAGUGGUUUCAGGAGCAUAUUGCUGUCUAUACUACACACGUGUAACAAGAAGGUAGAGAAAUGGCUUUGGAACAUUUACGGUUCAGCUGUACACAGUUUGUAACUUAAUGAGACCUACGUGGCAUGUUGCUACCUGGAAAAAAAACCUGUGAAGAAUAGAACCCGUGUGGAUUCUGAGAUUUUCCAUUAGCAAUGGAUGCUGUUUACUUACAGUACCAGCUUUGGGUGCAUAUGCCAUUCUGAACACAGCCUAAAUGCAUUUAAAUAAGAGUGAGGUGUGUGAGGGGGUGAAUAAAUGAAAUCUCUAUAUCCAAGUGGUUGCUUGAGCUUUUUGUCUUGAUCUUUCUGCAGUGAUUGUCAUAAGUAGCAGCCCAGAGGACUAAGGACCAGGAGCAGAUGGUCUGACUACUGCUUAGUUUAAAAGCAUUAACAUAUUUUUAAGUUAUGAUUAUUAUUAUUUUCAUUUAUGAUUGUUUUUAAAAGAUUCUUGAUCAGGCAUUAGUACAAAAAGCUGAGAAAUGUAGGCAUGUGGAUGUAAGUUUAAGAUGUAAAUUGAAACUGCUGGAUGGAUUUGUGUUUGUCUUCACUGAGCUGUUUAUGUUCUGCAUGCGUCCUGUAGCUGUUAUGGGUACACACUCCAUUACUGUUGGAACAGUAGGGGGAGCAAUAGAGUCUCCUCUGAAUGGUUUAUGGGACACCUGUGCAUUUUAUAUUGUUUCAGAAGUUUAUUUUAAAUGUCAUUAUUUACAGUUCUAUGAAUAAUUAUUGUCUGAGGUGCUGGGGAUCCAAAUGUCAUUUUUAUCUAUUAAUAUAAUUUUCAUCAGGGUUGAUUUUUUUUUCCUUUAUUAUUUUUCAUUGCUGUUAUUACUAUAUUUUUCUCUGUCAGAACUGAAAGUUGUCAGGGAUCGAAUGGAGCAAUUGAGAACUCCAAAUGUACAUUUAUUUGGUGAGAUUAUCAAUAAUAGUAAUAAAUGAAUUUAAAAAUCAAA
This is a messenger RNA of Trichomycterus rosablanca, 5418 nucleotides long. RefSeq names its product MAP/microtubule affinity-regulating kinase 2b (gene mark2b). Gene Ontology annotation, molecular function: tau-protein kinase activity; protein serine/threonine kinase activity; ATP binding. Gene Ontology annotation, biological process: microtubule cytoskeleton organization; intracellular signal transduction; protein phosphorylation. Gene Ontology annotation, cellular component: cytoplasm. The record is from RefSeq and is a predicted model, not a curated record. The coding region runs from base 221 to 2578 and encodes 785 amino acids. The transcript is spliced from 18 exons. NCBI's taxonomy places the organism in Eukaryota, Metazoa, Chordata, Actinopteri, Siluriformes, Trichomycteridae.